AUGUCCAGAAAAAGAUUCCUAUUUCUUUUGAGAAGUAUUCGUUUCGACAACGUUGAUACCCGACUUGAUCGGAGACGAUCAGAUAAAUUUGCUCCACUUCGCGAAAUUUACGAAGACUUCGAUAAUAACUUAAAAAAAUAUUACUCACUUGGCCCACACGUAACUAUUGAUGAAAAAGUUGAGAAAACACGAGGAAGAUGCCCUUUUUGCCAAUACAUCCCAAGUAAACCUGGAAAAUACGGUGUUAAACUCCAUCUAAUGGCUGACAGCAAAACAUUUUAUACUUACAACAUAGAACCCUAUGUUGGUACUAAUGAAGGGCCAUACAAUUUGAGCAAUUCUGCGUCUGAUGUUGUAAAGCGCCUUGUUACUCCAAUUAGAGGUUCUCAUCGGAACAUAGUAAUGGAUAAUUGGUACACUAGUUUGCCACUUAGUCAGGAUUUAUUACAUGAAUAUGGUCUCACUUCUUUGGGCACAAUACGAAAAAACAAGCCACAGAUUCCUGCAAUAUUUUCUGCAACUCAGAGAAGAGAAGAAAAGAGUUCAAUGUUUGGGUUCCAGAAUGAUUGUACGCUGGUUUCUUACGUGUCAAGAAAAAAUAAGGUGGUACUUUUAGUGUCAACAAUGCACCAUGAUGCAUCAAGAGACCAGAAUUCAGGCGAAAUAAUAGGUACAAGUGUGGCGUUGAUGUAG
Molecule: messenger RNA, 693 nt
Organism: Parnassius apollo (apollo)
Lineage: Eukaryota; Metazoa; Arthropoda; Insecta; Lepidoptera; Papilionidae
Source: the annotation of a GenBank genome assembly